ACCAUGGCAACGGCAGUGACCCCAGAGCCUCUGACCGCGCUCUCUCGUUGGUACCUGUACGCCAUCCACGGUUACUUCUGUGAGGUCAUGUUCACAGCUGCCUGGGAGUUUGUGGUCAACUGCAACUGGAAGUUUCCAGGCGUAACCAGCGUCUGGGCUCUCUUCAUCUACGGCACAUGCAUCCUGAUCGUGGAACGGAUGUACCUGCGCCUGCGUGGGCGCUGCCCCGUGCUACUGCGCUGCAUCAUCUACACCCUCUGGACUUACCUGUGGGAGUUCGGUACAGGCCUCCUCUUACGGCAGUUUAAUGCCUGCCCCUGGGACUACUCCCAGUUCAAGUAUAACUUCAUGGGUCUGAUCACAGCCGAAUACGCCUUGCCCUGGUUCUGCGCCUCCUUCAUCGUGGAGCGUCUGGUAAUCCGCAACACACUGCGGCUGCGCUAUGACGAGGCCGCUGAACCGGCCAGAGCAGCAGGAGAACAGGCAGAUGCAGAUGGUGGUGGAGGAGGGAGAGCAGGAGGAGGAGGAAGAAGAGGAAGAGGGGUAAGGGGAUUGGCCAGUAAUGCCAAUGGCUAUGUGAAGAUGGACUGA
Molecule: messenger RNA, 591 nt
Organism: Chanos chanos (milkfish)
Lineage: Eukaryota; Metazoa; Chordata; Actinopteri; Gonorynchiformes; Chanidae
Gene: tmem229b
Product: transmembrane protein 229B
Exons: 1
Coding region: 4-591 (195 amino acids)
Source: RefSeq, a predicted model, not a curated record